CAACAGCUGUUGUGGUGGUGGUAGUCCACGUUGCAAGUGACAGCAGCAGCAGCGUGCAGCUUGGAGGAGGAGCGGUGGGUGUCGUGCAGAGCUUGUGGGAGCCUACAGACCAGUCUAUGGGAUUGUAGAGAGCCGGUGGGAGUGUAGAGAGCCUGUGGGAGUGUAUAGAGCCUGUGGGAGUGUAGAGAGUCUAUAGGAGUGUAUAGAGUCUAUAGGGGUGUACAGAGUCUAUAGGAGCGGACAGAGUCUAUAGGGGUGUACAGAGUCUAUAGGAGUGUAUAGAGUUUGUAGGAGUGUAGAGAGUCUAUAAGGGUGUACAGAGUCUAUAGGGAUUUAUAGAGUCUAUAGGGGUUUACAGUCUAUAGGGUUUACAGAGUCUAUAGGGGUUUACAGUCUAUAGGGGUUUACAUAGUCUAUAGGGGUUUAUAGAGUCUAUAAGGGUUUACAGUCUAUAGGGGUUUACAUAGUCUAUAGGGAUUUAUAGAGUCUAUAGGGGUUUACAGUCUAUAGGGGUUUACAGUCUAUAGGAGUGUACAUAGUCUAUAGGGGUGUACAGAGUCUAUAGGGGUGUACAAAGUCUGUAGGAGUGUACAGAGUGUGUAGGGAGGGGUGAGUGUCUUGCCAAGUCAUCUUCAAGUCAGUGAACACACAACACCGGACGUGGUUUCCUGCCGGCGAGGAACCCACAACACUUCCCGCGGGAGCCUCCAAGUGCACCUAGCCUGGCACAAGCUCCGUGACGUCACUUGGUGAAUGGUGGACUGUUGUUAAAGAGCCUUCGUGUUCAUCGGGAAUCAUCAUGCGUCGGACAACGUGGUGACGAUCAGCAGUGCGGUGACGCAGGAUGGAGGGUCAACAGGACGUGAGCAGCUGGGGCACAAAGGAGGUGGGCACGUGGCUGCACAAAGAGGGCAUGGGCGAGCUCUCGGAGCUGCUGAGCGACGUCCAUCGCCUCGACGGGCCGGGGUUGCUGAGCCUCACGCAGGCCGAGCUGCUGUCGCCCCCCAUCUGCAUGAAGGUGUUGGGCGACGCUAAGAGGCUGAUACGAGCCGUCACGUCGCUGCGUGCCGCCACGCGUGGAAGCUAUGAGUUGGAAGGCCCAUGCAGCUCGUAUGGCCAAUGUUGCUGUUUUCACUUCCACGAGCACCAGUUGCUCUCAUCAGAUCAAGGUUAUGGUGCAAGGUCGCAGCAGCAGCAUAUGCAGCAGAUGGCGGAGAGAGGGAAUGAUCAUCGCUACACCAAUGGCGUGCCGUAUCGCAGAAUCGCGCUGCGCGCGCACCAACCAGCCGGCGUGCAGUCGAGCCUGCAGAACGCGCCGCCUGCAGCGCCGGCUGGCGGGGCGCGGGGGGGCGGCGGCGGGCAGGGCAGAGGUCACGGCGGCGGGCGUAAGCUCGACCCCGAGUACUGGAAGACGCUCGUGAGCCUGGUGUACGUCGUGCUCGUGUUCGGGGCCACGGCCUUCGUCAUGGUGAUCGUGCACGACCGCGUGCCCGACAUGGAAACCUACCCCCCCCUGCCCGACAUCUUCCUUGACAACGUUCCACGGAUCCCAUGGGCCUUUGCCAUGACCGAGGUGUGUGGCCUGAUCCUCACCACCAUCUGGAGCUCCGUUCUCGUGUUUCACAAGCACAGGUCCAUCCUGCUGAGGCGAAUGUUCUCGCUGAUAGGCACCGUGUUCCUGCUGCGCUGCGUCACCAUGUUUGUGACAUCGCUGUCGGUGCCGGGCGUGCACCUGCAGUGCUCGGGGAAGUUGUACAGUGACUUUGGGGCGAAGCUCGAACGAGCGUUGAAGAUUUGGUCGGGGUUCGGGAUGACGCUGACGGGCGUGCACACGUGCGGGGACUACAUGUUCAGCGGACACACGGUCAUCCUCACCAUGCUCAACUUCUUCGUCACCGAGUACACGCCCAUCACCUGGCACUACCUGCACACGCUCUCCUGGGUGCUCAACCUCUUUGGCAUCUUCUUCAUCCUGGCGGCCCACGAGCACUACACCAUCGACGUGGUGGUGGCCUUCUACCUGACGACGCGACUCUUCCUCUACUACCACACGCUGGCGGCCGCGGGCACCUCCCGCCACUCGCGCCGCGCCCGCGUCUGGUUCCCCAUGUUCUACUUCUGCGAGUGCCGCGUCGACGGGCCCGUGCCCAACCAGUACCACUACCCCCAGUUCGUGUCUGCGGUGCGAGCCAAGGUGGGGCUCUAGGAUGCGGCACCCGGGCCCGCGUCCCCCUCCCCCGCCACCGGUGGCCCCGCACUCGCGAUUGGCACGGUUGGCUACGUACGGUGCGAAAGAAGUUCAACGUGCACACGUACGUUCGCGCCGUUCCUGUGAGCCAAGGUGGGACUGGAGGCCGACGCGACACCGGCUUGCGGGGCCCGUGCUGGAGCCGCGCUUGCGAGACAGCCACACUACUGCAGUCUCCCACCGUGCACUUGAAGGGCUCAGACUGAUAGAAACACGAACAGCUGUGACUGUGGUCGCCGUGGCUUCGCUUGAAAUGCCACGACGCGUGGUUGUUUUCUCUCCGCUGUUUUCGCGCGGAACGACAUUCAAACAGACCAGACAACUGAACGGAUAUCUCCUGAGUUCACGAAGAUACUCUGCACGUCGUCAGCGUCAACAUACAUCGGGGCCCGAUUAACCGUGGUGCCAUUGUGACUCUCAUGGGUGGGCACCAAUUCUGUACAGGGACCCCCAAACAUGAUGGUUAUGGCUGGUGGGCCUUAAAGUGGCUAUUGCUACCACUGCCUUCUCACGGAGAGGUCAAUCUCGCUCUAGGGGAGUCCCGUAGACUGCACGCCAGGGCCCCUUCGUGACGCGUCAAGCCUGGCCCUGGCUACCACUGUAGCAGCAGCAGCACCCACGUGCCAUGGAUCGUGACGCGCCACUGCUCUACGUGGCGAAUGAGAGCGGAGACGUCACUAUUCUGGUGGUGAAAUAUAUACGCGCACACACGUAUGUGUGUGCGUAAGUGGGCGUGUAAUUUUAUUUUCCGUAGUUUCGUGUUUACAAAAAGACCCUUUGACAGUUUGGUGUGCGAUUCAAACUCUAGGAUUGAAUAUGACAGGUUGCUUUGAGGAAGGCUGCCUUCAAGGUGACGUAUAUAUGAUGCUUAGUUCUUUGUGGUAAAGCAAUAAGCAAAUAACGGAAUGUUUGAUUAAGUGUUAAAAAAUACACUUUACAUUUACACUGAUGACUCUUUUUAGAUUUCAGUUUCCCCGCAAAUUGGUAUGGUUUGUUUUAUCGGAGACUUUUUAAUCACUCACAGGUGUUAUUAUUUCUCAUCGCAUGUGUUCACAUUUAAUUCAUUGUUAUUACAUUUCUUUACCUUGUGCCAAUGAGCGCACCAGACUUUGUCGAUCGGCAGGUCGCGCGCGAUGGAGCAAUGUGUGGGUACGACCCACCUCUUUCAAGACAUCCGUGUGACCGGCGGGGAAAAGUAGGCCAAAAGCACUCUCUGAUGCCUCCUCUUCGUGGGGAACCUUCUGCUAGCAGUGGUGUGAGCGAGGAAUUGCAGAGCGACAUUUUUAACUUUUAUUUUUACUGUGCGUAACUGGGCAGCCGCAUCAACAAUACCCAUUAAGUUUGCUACAUUUUCCACUCGUUGAGUUAUGAACAUUCGUAAGUUUCUACCUCUUAUACUCUGCAAAGUUCUCUAUUACCUCUCAUUAUUGUCACAUCCUUCUACUUAUAUGACUGACCUGAUGUUUGAUUUUGUUCGUCAUAUUGCUGGAUGUUGGCCUUGCAACCCCGACGUCACAUUUGGUAUCCCUUGGCGCGCGGCAUUUGAAACGAUGGAGCAAAUUUUCAAAAAAUUAAAAAAUGUAAAAAAUUUCAAAAUUUUAACAAAUUUCUAAAUUUUUUAAAAUUUCAAAGAUGUCCCCCCGCACUUCGGUCCACCCAGCAGUAUGAUUGCGAACGCUACGGUUAGUCGAUGGGCAGGUCGCUGCGGGAGGGUACGGCCGCUUCAAAGACCGCUUGCCAGCGUGGAAGAGUCGGUCAAAUAUUUCCCAGAGGGGCCUCUGUAGAGCUUCCUCUAGUGGAGGCCCUCUCCCCUAGCAGUGGUGUGAGCAGGCAAAUCGCAGGGCUGCACCUUAUUUAAAUGUAUUGUUGGACUUUGAUUUCAUCUUUUAUUCACAUUUCAAGUGUGCUCCCGGCAUCACCGAGGCACGAAGCCAACAAACGUCCCGGCACGACUCCCGCAGCGAGCGACACGCCAUCACGGCACCGACUGUUGAAGGCGUCUCCGUGGCGAAACUAUUUUCAGCAUCGUCGUGUGGUGGUGUGGUAAUGCCGCGUCAUUAGCGGGAUGAUGCAUGCCAUUUGUAUUCAACGUUUCUUUUAUGGCCUCGGUGCUAGGCCGUACUGAAUUGAGUGGCAAAAAAACGUGUGUAUAUUUUUUUGUAUGCUAAUUGGUGACCGAGUCGAGACUUUCAA
This is a messenger RNA of Lethenteron reissneri (Far Eastern brook lamprey), 4441 nucleotides long. It is a transcript of the gene SAMD8, whose product is annotated as sterile alpha motif domain containing 8. NCBI's taxonomy places the organism in Eukaryota, Metazoa, Chordata, Hyperoartia, Petromyzontiformes, Petromyzontidae. The record is from RefSeq and is a predicted model, not a curated record. Gene Ontology annotation, cellular component: endoplasmic reticulum membrane; plasma membrane; Golgi membrane. Gene Ontology annotation, molecular function: ceramide cholinephosphotransferase activity; protein binding; sphingomyelin synthase activity. Gene Ontology annotation, biological process: ceramide biosynthetic process.